AAAUGACAAGACAACAAACAAACACAUUGGAGAAGGCGUGAAGCUUCGAGUCCAGCACUGCAGAGGACAGCACAUCACAACACACUCUCACUCCCCAAAAUCCCCAAUUCUCCGAUUCCCAAAACCCUAGCACACACAAAAACACCAUCAUCACCAUCUUCAUCACUUAAAAUCUCCAAUUCAUGGCGUCGUCGAAGUUGAUGCCGUCAACAAAUUCUAGAAACCCCGAUCCUCCACUACCUCUCCAACGACAACCAUCCACUUCCCCAAAACCCCAACAAUUCACUACCACCAACUUCAUCCCAAUGCCCGAAGAUGCCACCCUCCUUGAUGCUCAAAUUUCCCUCUUCGAAGCCCCUUCCCCCGCCCCUGCCUCAGCCAAAACCGUCGACGACUUGUGGCGGGAGAUCGUCGCCGGAGAACGGCGCGAGUGCAAGGAGGAAGCUCCCGAAGAGAUGAUGACGCUCGAGGACUUCCUUGCCAAGGCUGGCGCCGUUGACGACGUCACUGACGUUGUCCCCAUCGACGAGGAGGUGAAGAUGCCGAUGGCGCUGACGGAUAGGCUGGGCAGCGGUGGCGGCAUGUUCGCGUUUGAUCCACUGCCGACGACGCCGUUUCAAGGGAUGGAGAACAUGGAAGGGUCGGUGAUAGGGUUCGGGAAUGGGGUGGAAGUGGUUGAAGGUGGCGUUGGCGGAGGAGGGGGAGGAGGGAGAGGGAAGAGGGGGCGCCCCGUUUUGGAGCAGCAGCUCGAUAAGGCUGCUCAGCAGAGGCAGCGGAGAAUGAUCAAGAACAGAGAAUCUGCUGCUAGGUCUAGAGAACGAAAGCAAGCUUAUCAAGUUGAGCUGGAAUCAUUGGCGGUGAAGCUAGAGGAGGAAAAUGACAAGCUAAUGAAGGAAAAGCUUAUGGAAAAAGUAAUUCCUGUUGUGGAGAAGCGAAGGCCACCACGAUUUCUACGUCGUGUUCGCUCCUUGCAAUGGUAGACCAUGUUUCUCAGUGGUCCAGGAUGGAAAUUGAAGAUUCACAGCAGCAUAUGUGAAUCAUGUGAUGAGGGAAAUAUGGAUAUGAGCACACUAGCACUGUAAUCAUUGUUGUUUCUGAAAUCAAAGGUCCCAGUCUAAUUAUUAAUCUAGAGGGCAGUGGUGAAUGGGGGUUAAAUUAUGUGAAAAGAGAAUGGGAAUUGCUACCUGAGUGAUGAAGGGAAAUUCCUUGUUACAUAAGAAGCAGCUUUUGUUUUUCCUAGUAGAUAAAAGCAGAAGUGGUGGAGGUUGGUUAUUUAGUUUAGAUUCGAAGUAGGCACCCUGAUCUUUCCUCUAGUGAAAUGUGUUGUAUUACUGGUAGAGCAGAGGUGAUUUUUAGACGUAUAUAAUGUAGUUAUGGAUUAGACAGAUAUAUUUCGACUCUAAAGAAUGCAUAUAGAAAUUGUUUGUAUGAUC
This is a messenger RNA of Arachis duranensis, 1433 nucleotides long. RefSeq names its product G-box-binding factor 4. The record is from RefSeq and is a predicted model, not a curated record. Gene Ontology annotation, cellular component: nucleus. Gene Ontology annotation, biological process: positive regulation of DNA-templated transcription. Gene Ontology annotation, molecular function: DNA-binding transcription factor activity. Lineage: Eukaryota; Viridiplantae; Streptophyta; Magnoliopsida; Fabales; Fabaceae.